Molecule: messenger RNA, 1650 nt
Organism: Pleurotus ostreatus (oyster mushroom)
Lineage: Eukaryota; Fungi; Basidiomycota; Agaricomycetes; Agaricales; Pleurotaceae
Gene: ROK1
Product: RNA-dependent ATPase rok1
Exons: 9
Coding region: 1-1650 (549 amino acids)
Biological process (GO): maturation of SSU-rRNA
Molecular function (GO): RNA helicase activity; ATP binding; nucleic acid binding
Source: RefSeq, a predicted model, not a curated record
AUGGAAGCUUUUCAAUUACUUUCUCGAGGGGGGCUCAAUUUUGAUAAAAAGAGAUUCAAGAACGACGUGAGACUAUUCCAGGGCUCUGCCUCUAUCUCAGUCGACAAAGAUACCCAAGAAACUGAUGGAUCUGAACUACCGGCGGAACUAGACUUCUUUAAGUAUGCCCAAGGUGGCAGCACUAGUAAAAGAAAAGCACCCAGCAAGGAGACAGCUCAAAGCAAGAAACGCAAGCUCUCGCCAGGACCUGACGAAGCGGCAGCCCAAUCUUUGGUAGCCAAGCAGCGCGUCACAGCGAAGGGUUCAGAGGUUCCUCAAGCUGUUGAAACAUUUGAGGAACUAGGCGAACGAUACGGCCUAUCCAAUCAACUCCUCUCCAAUUUAUCAAAGAAUGGGUUCUCAACACCGACUGGUAUUCAAUCCCAUGGGGUACCUAUUUUGCUUAAUUCUCGAGACCUUGCUGCCAUAUCACCAACUGGUACCGGAAAAACCAUCGCCUACUUGCUCCCAAUAUUAGGAGCUUUGAAAACUCCUAACGGGAAAGCAGAUGGAAGUGGUGUUCGUGCUGUGAUUGUCGCCCCUACACGAGAACUUGCGCAUCAAAUCCAUAACGAGUGUCUAAAGCUCGCUGAGGGUCGUAAAUGGAGGAUUGUUUUGUUCAGCAAAGCCACGGCCAGCACAUUGGCUGACAAAAGCGUGAGGGAUAAAAUCGACAUCAUCAUCAGCACCCCACUGCGUCUUGUAGUGUCGCUGCAAGCUGGGACCCUCGAUCUCAAAAAUGUUCGACAUCUUGUCCUCGACGAAGCCGAUCGCCUGCUUGACGCCGAAUUCUUGUCGCAAACACAGGAGAUCGUCGCCGCAUGUUCUCGUACGGAUAUCCAAAAGGCCGUUUUCAGUGCUACCUUACCUGCGGGCGCGGAAAAAAUUGCGAUGGAGAUGCUCCAUAACCCUAUACGAGUGGUCGUCGGUCUCAAAGAUACGCCAUUGCCCUUGAUUACACAAACACUUACAUAUGUUCGAGACGACCAUUCCAAGCUCCCCAGUCUCCUCCAAUACCUAGCGCAGCCAUACAACCCCCCGCUGCUCGUCUUUACCUCCACUCAGCCUCGAGCAUCGUCAUUAGCAGAGGAACUCGUAUUGAAUAACAUUCCGAACGUGGACUGCCUCCACGCGGGCAUGACGAAGAAGGAACGAGAGGACGCCAUGUCUCGUAUGCGGAAGGGGGAGAGCUGGGUGAUGAUCAGUACAGAAGUUAUGGCUCGUGGCAUGGAUUUCAAGGGCGUGCGAGAGGUUAUCAACUAUGAUUUCCCUACUAGUGUGCAAAGUUACGUCCACCGAAUAGGUCGUACUGGGCGAGCUGGCCGCGAAGGAAAGGCCGUCACAUAUUUCACAGACGACGAUGCACCGCACCUGAAAACCAUUGCCAACGUACUGCUACAAUCGGGUUCAACAGUGCCUGAAUGGAUGCUCAAGUUACCAAAGCCCUCGAAAAUGAAGAGGAAGUCCAUGGGGAAAGUCAAACGAGCCGAGGUAGUGAACUCUGCCAGAAAAAUAGGACGGAACGAUGCAAUCAAGAAGAGGGAUAUGGUUGCCGGUUCCAAAAGGCGAGCAAAGAAACCCGCUGCAAAGGAUGAGUCAAAAGCAGACUAG